Penicillium argentinense is the source of this 1014-nucleotide messenger RNA. RefSeq names its product alpha/beta hydrolase family protein. The transcript has a single exon. The coding region runs from base 1 to 1014 and encodes 337 amino acids. NCBI's taxonomy places the organism in Eukaryota, Fungi, Ascomycota, Eurotiomycetes, Eurotiales, Aspergillaceae. Gene Ontology annotation, molecular function: palmitoyl-(protein) hydrolase activity. Gene Ontology annotation, cellular component: membrane. The record is from RefSeq and is a predicted model, not a curated record.
AUGCAAAACAAGCUUUUGUAUCUGUCCUGGCUGCCACCGUUUUCCCGAUCAGAUAAAAUUUCUGACUACGAAGCUGAAUGCAAGCCUGUGGUAUGGGACGAAAAGCGCAUCCGAAGUCUCGAUGGGACGAAGUUGGCUGUUUGCGAGGGACGAAUCCCGGCUAGUGAAGAUCGAAAGCCAGCCUCAAGUCGCAAGAAGUCAGUGGUAAUCUGUUACUUCCAGGGCAACGGCGGAUCCACCCCUCUGCGCUUGCCUCUUUUAUCUCAUUUCCUGAGGACAAUCUCAGCAAAGUCGAAAUCCAUAUCCUCAUUGGACCAGACCGAUUAUACAGUUGUCGCCCUGUCAUACCGCGGCUACUGGAAAUCAUCGGGCAGUGCGAAUCAAUCAGGAAUUGAACUCGACGCCCAGGCAUUUUUGGCAUGGGUUGCAAAUACAUAUUCGGCGCCGGACACCGAUCUCCAGAUCGUACUAUGGGGUCAUAGUCUUGGCUCCGCCGUGGCCAGCUCUGUCCUUUCCAAAUACCUGUCGCGCCAGGCUUCCGAGCAGAAUGCGACUAGUACUAACCUGCCAUCGAUAUCUGGGCUGAUCCUGGAGGCGCCCAUAUCCAAUAUCAAAGAUAUGCUGAUCAGCCUGUAUCCACAGAAAUGGCUACCAUAUCGAUACCUGUGGCCGUUUUCUUGGAACACCUGGUGCACUGCUACGGCUCUGGAACAGCUCGCCGAUUGGCGAAAUCAGAAUGAAUCUUUGACGCGGCGUGAUUCGGAUUAUUUGUCCGGUGCUCACGGUGAAUCUCCGUCUGUUCCUCCUAUAUUCAUAUUAUCGGCAGAAAAUGAUGAAGUUAUCCCACCCAUUGUGGCGGGACAAUUGGAAAAGAAGGGCCAGGAACUCGGGCUUUAUAUUUCAAGAAAGGAUGUUCCCGGAGCGAUGCAUACCGAAGGGCCGAUGAAAAACGAUGGACGGGAGGCAUUGGUGAAUUUCAUUUUGCGAAAUACGGCCUCGGAUCGGGACAAAUGA